This is a messenger RNA of Spirometra erinaceieuropaei, 1119 nucleotides long. Lineage: Eukaryota; Metazoa; Platyhelminthes; Cestoda; Diphyllobothriidea; Diphyllobothriidae. The record is from the annotation of a GenBank genome assembly.
AUGGUGCGUCAGCUGCACGACGGUAUGAUGGCGCGAGUCACGGACAACGGAGCUGUCUCAGAGGCAUUCGCAGUGACCAACGGAGUGAAGCAGGGCUGUGUGCUGGCGCCUACCCUCUUCAGUCUCAUGUUCUCUGCCAUGCUGAUGGAUGCCUACCGCGACGAACGCCCCGGGAUCCGCAUCGCCUAUAGAACGGACGGUCAUCUCCUGAAUCGCCGGCGCAUGAACUUCCAAUCGCGUGUAUCCACAGCCACCGUGCACGAACUCCUCUUCGCCGACGACUGCGCCCUGAACACCACCUCAGAAGUGGAGAUGCAACGGAGCAUGGACCUAUUCUCCGCCGCCUGCGAGAACUUUGGGCUGGUUAUCAACACGCAGAAGACGGUGGUGAUGCAUCAGCCGCCUCCCAACUCAGCCACAGCCCCCAACGCGCCGCAAAUCAACGUGAAUGGGACUCAACUGCAAGUGGUAGAGAACUUACCGUAGCUGGGCAGCACGCUCUCCCGCAACACCAAGAUCGACGACGAAGUCGCCAACAGGAUCUCGAAAGCCAGUCAAGCCUUCGGUCGCCUCCAAAGCACAGUUUGGAAUCGUCAUGGUCUCCAACUGAGCACAAAGCUGAAGAUGUACAAGGCCGUCAUCCUGCCGACGCUACUGUACGGAGCGGAGACCUGGACGGUGUACACGAGGCAGGCACGUCGACUAAACCACUUCCACCUCAGCUGUCUCCGCCGCAUCCUGAGGCUGAACUGGCAGGACCGCAUCCCCGACACCGAAGUGCUGGAACGGACGGGAAUUCUGAGCAUCUACUCCAUGUUGAGACAAAUGCAGCUGCGCUGGAGCGGCCACCUGGUGCGCAUGGACGACGAGCGACUACCCAAACGACUCUUCUACGGAGACGUCGCGACGGGUUCUCGCCGUCAAGGAGGCCAAAUUCGCCGUUACAAGGAUACCCUGAAGUCCUCCCUGAAGCGCCUGCAAAUCAACCCGACCAACUGGGAAGAGCUCGCUCGCGAUCGCCCGACAUGGAGGAGAACAGUGAAGACGGGCGCUGCUAUCUACGAAGCCAACCGCAUCGCCGCCGCCAAANCCUCUCAUCCAGGGGGCCAAUGUUCUUGA